Haplochromis burtoni (Burton's mouthbrooder) is the source of this 8496-nucleotide messenger RNA. RefSeq names its product collagen alpha-1(XIV) chain. The transcript has 51 exons. Lineage: Eukaryota; Metazoa; Chordata; Actinopteri; Cichliformes; Cichlidae. Gene Ontology annotation, cellular component: interstitial matrix. The coding region runs from base 321 to 6209 and encodes 1962 amino acids. The record is from RefSeq and is a predicted model, not a curated record. Gene Ontology annotation, molecular function: protein binding.
UAAAUGCACCAGCUGGAGCUCGGAGCUGAAACAUGUUCACGUGUUUGCUCAGCAGCGGCUCACUGGGAGGCUGGUAAUGGUUUGUGGGUCCUUCAGAUUCUGUUGAACUGGAUUCAUCGUCCUACAUCAUAUACAACACUCCCGCGCAGCACUCCGUGUAACUUGUCUCGGGGUCGAGAGCGGAGUUGGUGAACAGUGUGAAUCAGAGUCGCUGUGGGGACUGCUGAGCUCGCCACACAGCUGUCAGGAGGAGAGCCGCGGAACCUGCAAACUUAUGAACUGAGAAGGUGUAUCGUGUCCUUCGGUCUGCUGGUAUCAGGAUGUGGUUCACAGUCAGACUGAGUCUCUGCCUGCUGGGCUUCUUUCUCAUCUCUGUGUUCCCUCACACAGCACAAGGCCAAGUUUCAUCACCAAGAAGGCUUCGUACCAAAGUCCUGAGCCCCACCAAGCUGCACGUGUCUUGGAAAGAACCCAAAGGACAGUUUGAAAGCUACAAAGUCAUUUACACCACACGACCAGGCGGAGAGCAGAAGGUGGUUCAGGCAUCAAAGCAGGAAGCAAAACUGGUCAUCGAUGACUUUGAUCCUUCUAAAACGUACAACUUUAAGAUCAUUGCAGUCCAUGAGGGGCAGGAGAGCAAACCUCUUCAGGGCAAACAUGAAGCUCAGCAAUCAGCUGUUGAAAUGGCUCCAUCCCAAGGGAGAAAAAACGGCAGCGUCACACAGGAGAACAAUGAGAUCUCAGAAGCUGAAGCGGGAUUUAUGUGUAAGACUCCAGCCAUAGCCGACAUCGUGAUCCUGGUAGACGGUUCCUGGAGUAUCGGGCGGAUCAACUUCAGGCUGGUCAGGACCUUCCUGGAGAACCUGGUCAAGGCGUUUUCAGUGGAGAUUGACAAGACUAGGAUUGGUCUGGCUCAGUACAGUGGAGACCCCAGGAUCGAGUGGCAUCUGAACGCUCACACCACUAAAGAGUCUGUAAUCGAUGCUGUGAAGAAUCUGCCAUAUAAAGGAGGAAACACACUGACAGGUCUGGCUCUGACCUUCGUCCUGGAGAACAGCUUCAAACCCGAGUCAGGCUCCAGACCCGGUGUUCCCAAGAUAGGAAUCCUCAUCACGGAUGGGAAGUCCCAGGAUGAUGUCAUACCCCCAGCGCAGAGCCUGAAGGAUGCUGGGAUAGAACUGUUUGCCAUUGGUGUGAAAAAUGCUGAUGAGAAUGAGCUGAAGGCGAUUGCCUCACCUCCAGAGGAAACUCACGUUUACAACGUGGCAGACUUCAGCGUGAUGAGCGACAUCGUGGAAGGUCUCACCAAGACCGUUUGCGACCGCGUGGAGCAGCUCGACAAGAAGAUCAAAGGGGGGGCGGAGCCUGCCCCGCCGCCAGCCGUCGUGGCUGCACCUCGUGACCUCGUGACCUCGGAGAUAACUGCUCGUAGUUUCCGGGUGACAUGGACACACGCAUCGGGUCAGGUGGAGAAAUACCGAGUGGUGUACUACCCUGCCAGUGGGGGGCAGCCAGAAGAAAAGGUGGUCCAGGGGACACAGAACAGCGUGGAGCUGAGCUAUCUGAACUCUCUGACAGAGUACCAGGUGGCUGUUUUUGCCGUCUAUCGCAGCGCCGCAAGUGAAGCCCUGAGAGGAAGUGCUACUACAUUGGCCCUGCCCACGGUGAACAACCUGGAGUUGUUUGAUAUUACUCACAGCACUAUGCGGGUCCGCUGGAAGGCCGUCGCUGGGGCUUCUGGGUACAUGAUCCUGUACGCCCCGCUGACUGGAGAGGACGCUUCAGAUGAGAAGGAGGUGAAGGUGGAUGACUCGGUGACUGAGGUGGAGCUGGAAGGAUUGACUCCAGCUACUGAGUACACAGUGACAGUUUACGCCAUGUACGGAGAGGAAGCCAGUGACCCCAUGACCAGCCAGCAGACCACAUUACCGCUGAUCCCAGCGAGGAACCUUCGUUUCUCUGAGGUGGAUCACAGCUCUGCCCGAAUCACAUGGGACUCUGCCUCCAGGAAGGUUAAAGGGUACCGCAUCAUGUACGUCAAAACCAAUGGAGUCCAGACCAAUGAGGUGGAUGUUGGCCGUGUGACAGCCUGGCUGCUGAAAAACCUGACAUCACUGACGGAGUACACUGUUGGUGUGUUUGCCGUCUAUGAUGAAGGACAAGCUGAGGUUGUGACAGACAGCUUCACCACAAAAACUGUCCCGGACCCAGUGGACCUGAGGAGCAGUGACAUCUCCACGAACAGCUUCAGGGUGUCCUGGGCUCACCCGGCGUCUGAUGUGGUGCUUUAUCGACUCAUCUGGACACCCACCGACGGAGAAGAGAGCAGUGAGGUUUUGGUGAAUGGGAAUAUCAACACGUACCUGAUAAAGGAACUCACCCCCUCGACAGAGUACGAAGUCCUCCUCGCCGCCAUUUACGGGAAUGAGCUGGAGAGUGAUGAGGUGAUCCUCGUGGAGUCCACCGCUGAAAAAACAACCACCAUUGCCACGACAACCACCACCGUAGCAGCUCCUCGGUACGGGGUGAGAAGCAUGAAGAUCGAUGAAGAAACUACGUUCAGCAUGCGGGUGUCCUGGCAGCCCGUCGACCCCAGAAAUGCUCGACAUUAUCGACUGAGCUACAUCAGUGCGAGGGGAGACCGAGCAGCAGAGACGAGAACAGUGCCCACUGGUCAGAACAGCCUGGUUCUGCAGCCUCUGCUGUCAGACACAGAGUACAAAGUCUCCAUCACUCCUGUCUACCCCGAGGGAGACGGACCGGCAGCGGCCGCGACGGGACGGACGCGUGAGUCAUAUUCUCCUCGGUACGGGGUGAGAAGCAUGAAGAUCGAUGAAGAAACUACGUUCAGCAUGCGGGUGUCCUGGCAGCCCGUCGACCUCAGAAAUGCUCGACAUUAUCGACUGAGCUACAUCAGUGCGAGGGGAGACCGAGCAGCAGAGACGAGAACAGUGCCCACUGGUCAGAACAGCCUGGUUCUGCAGCCUCUGCUGUCAGACACAGAGUACAAAGUCUCCAUCACUCCUGUCUACCCCGAGGGAGACGGACCGGCAGCGGCCGCGACGGGACGGACGCUUCCUCUCUUAGCUCCCAGGAACCUGCGUGUCUCAGAGGAAUGGUACAAUCGCUUCAAGAUCAGCUGGGAUGUUCCACCGUCGCCCACAAUGGGCUACAGGGUCAUCUACCAGCCUCUAACUGCCCCUGGACAAGCCCUGGAAACCUUUGUGGGGGAGGAUGUGAACACCAUGCUGAUCGUUAACCUGCUGAGCGGUACCGAGUACAGCGUCAAGGUCAUCGCCUCCUACUCGACCGGAUCCAGCGAAGCCCUGACAGGAAGGGCCAAGACCUUGUACCUGGGCGUGACUAACCUGAGUACCUAUCAGGUGAGGAUGAACGGGCUGUGUGCCCAGUGGCAGCCUCACCGACAUGCCAGCGCCUACAGAGUGGCCCUGGAGUCGGCGGUUGGCAGCCAGAAGCAGGAGACGAGACUGAGCGGGGGAGCGAGCAGGCACUGUUUCAACAACCUGAAGCCCAACAUGCAGUAUAAGAUCAGCAUCUACGCUCAGCUGCAGGACGGGACCGAAGGGCCUGCAGUCACCACCGCUGAGAAGACACUACCCGUCCCGACCCCACCACCCACCAAGCCCCCGACCACCACGCCUGCACCCACAAUCCCUGCUGCCAAGGAAGUCUGUAAAGCUGCCAAAGCAGACUUGGUCUUCCUGGUUGACGGUUCCUGGAGUAUCGGAGAUGAAAACUUCCUGAAGAUCAUCCGUUUCCUGUAUAGCACCAGUGGAGCUCUGGACCGGAUCGGCCCGGAAGGCACACAGGUGGCUAUUGCCCAGUUCAGCGACGAUGCCCGGACAGAGUUUAAGCUGAACUCCUACAGUGACAAGGAGGGUCUGCUGGACGCCAUCAACAAGAUCUCCUACAAAGGAGGAAACACUAAGACAGGUCGAGCCAUCCAGCACGUGAAGAAAAACAUCUUCACAGAGGAGGCGGGAGCGAGGAGAGGAAUCCCCAAAGUCCUCGUGGUGCUCACUGACGGUCGAUCUCAGGAUGACGUCAACAAAGUCUCCAAAGAGAUGCAGAUGGAAGGUUACAUCGUGUUUGCCAUUGGCUUCGCUGAUGCUGACUACGGGGAGCUGGUGAGCAUCGCCAGUAAACCCAGUGACAGGCACGUCUUCUUUGUGGAUGACCUGGACGCCUUCAAGAAGAUUGAAGAGAAGCUGGUGACCUUUGUGUGUGAAGCUGCAACUGCCACGUGUCCGGCUGUACCGAUGAGUGGCAGCACGAUGCCAGGCUUUCGCAUGAUGGAGCUGUUCGGGCUCGUGGAGAAUCGGUACAGCAGCAUGUCUGGCGUUUCCAUGGUACCCGGCACCUUUAACACGUUCCCCUGUUUCCACCUGCACAGCGACGCGCUGCUGGCACAGCCAACCAGGUACAUCCAUCCUGAGGGGCUGCCUUCUGACUACACCAUCACCCUGCUGUUCAGGCUGCUGGCCGACACUCCCGAGGAGCCUUUUGCGCUCUGGGAGAUCCUCAACAAGAACAACGAACCUCUAGUGGGCGUCAUCCUGGACAAUGGAGGAAAAACUCUGACGUUUUUUAACAAUGACUUUAAAGGAGAGUUUCAGACGGUCACCUUCGAGGGGCCGGAAAUAAAGAAGCUCUUCUUUGGAAACUUCCACAAGCUUCACCUCGCCAUCAGUAAGACGAGCGCCAAAGUGUUCAUUGACUGCAAGAUGGUGUCUGAGAAGACCGUCAACGCAGCAGGAAACAUCAGCACUGAUGGGCUGGAGGUUCUCGGUAGGAUGGUCCGCUCCCGAGGGAACAAGGACAACUCUGCACCGUUUCAGCUCCAGAACUUUGAUAUCGUCUGCAGCACCUCGUGGGCCAACAGAGACAAGUGCUGUGAACUUCCCAGUCUGAGGAAGGAGGUAGACUGCCCGGCCUUGCCUAAAGCCUGCACCUGCACCCAGGACAGCAAAGGCCCUCCAGGCCCUGCUGGACCACCAGGAGGCCCAGGAAUCAGAGGAGCCAGAGGAGAACGUGGAGAGCCAGGCCCUGUGGGACCAACUGGUCCUGUUGGAGAUACGGGUCUUCCAGGACCUCAGGGACCCCCAGGACGGCAAGGACCCAGUGGACGCUCCCUUAUUGGACCCCCGGGCAGUCCUGGAGAGAGAGGUCAGAAAGGUGAUGUGGGACAGCAAGGAACUCAGGGGGUUCCUGGAACACCCGGAGGUCCAGGGAGGGAAGGACCUCCAGGACCCAGAGGACUGCCAGGCAAAGAUGGCCCCCCAGGCACACAGGGCCCCCCAGGAACCAUCGGAACUCCAGGAGCUCCAGGAUCUCCAGGAAGUACAGGCCCUCCAGGAAAGCAGGGAGAGCUGGGCCCACCGGGACCUGCUGGAACUAAGGGAGAGAAAGGUGAACGGGGAGAUCUCCAGUCGACAGCAUCAGUUCAGGCCAUUGCCCGACAGGUCUGUGAGCAGCUGAUCCAAAGCCACAUGGCGCGCUACAACAGCAUCCUGAACCACGUGCCGAGUCCUCCGGUGUCAAUCCGCACAGUUCCCGGACCACCGGGAGAGCCUGGUCGAGAAGGACCCCCAGGACCACAGGGAGAACAGGGACCCCCAGGCAGACCAGGCUUCCCAGGACAAAAUGGACAGAAUGGGCAACCAGGAGAAAGAGGACAACCAGGAGAGAAGGGUGAUAAGGGAUCUCCAGGUGUGGGUGUACAAGGACCCAGAGGACCUCCAGGACCACCUGGACCCCAGGGACAGGGCAGACCAGGUAGCUCUGGACCCUCAGGACGACCUGGAAAUCCCGGAGUACCCGGUCGGCCCGGAGCCCCCGGACCCAUCGGCCCCCAGGGGCCUCCGGGUUACUGUGAUCAGAACUCCUGUGUGGGCUACAAUGUUGGAGAAGGCGAGGAUGUCACUGACGGCGGCGCUGUCCCCGCAGUCCAACUACCACCCAGCGUCUUCCAGAACUACGGCGAGGUCGAGGAAGACGAUCCGUACCGCUACUACCAGCCCAACUACCCGGCCCCUCGACCAGUGGCGCCUGAUGAUCCCGCACUGGCCCUUGGUGACAUUGAGCUGAGGUCUCCUGGCGUCUACCGCACCUCUCGGAGUGUGAAGGAGGAGGAAGAGAAAGUCGGGACGAAGAGGCGACUAAAGAGAGGCGCUGCGCGGACUAACUGAGAGGAGUUGAUUCUGAUUGGGCGGCUCGGAGCUGCUAUGGACUAAUCAACAAGUGCCUGAUGUAAAGGAUUUCUUAUGGACAUUGUAGAGGGACGGGAAGGGAUACCAGUCGGGACUAUUGUAACAUCUAUGCUACAUUAAGAAAACUUUCAAAACAAUUUACAUUUUGUUUUUCAUUUGUCAACAAUAUUGUUUGGAAAUCGUCGGAUCUUAAAGAGGGUUCAUGUUUCACAGGUGAACUGUUCUCACAGACUGUAUAACAAAGGUUCAUGUAGCCACCAAUGACGUUCCCCGCUGGUUUCUAACGUUUCGUUUUGAAUCCUGUUUGGUUUCCUGAUACUGUUUAAAGAAGCAAGGGAUCAAUGUGAGAAACCAGUGGAAACGGUCAAGGGGUCGUGACCUCUCAGUUCAUAGACACAUUAAAGUACAGUAACGUGUCAAAACUGGGCAAAAACACAGCCGUCCAUUAUUUUUAACUGCUUCAAUAAGGAUGAUGGGGAGGAACAGAGUCUCUCCUAGUUAACACACAGUGACUGGUUUAUCACAGGGCUGUCGGGCUGUUUGCUUCAACCAGUGGAAUAUUUAAUUCUAUCCACAAGAAGGGAAACCAGUACAACAAGAGACAUAACCACUUAUAGAUACACAUGGAAAAUGAACACUAGGAACACUGGUGCCCUUCUCAUUGUUCAGUCAUUAACAGUUGUGCUUUAACAUGAACUGACCAAGAUGUAAACGAGCUAAAUGGGCCUCAGAAUGUAAAUGUCUUUGAAGCAGAGUUUGAAUCUCUGCAGUCAUCAGGACACAGCUGCUGGAUCCCAGGUUAACUUCAAUCUACGACUCUAUACUCCAUCGACUUUAAUGUCUGCAUUAAAUUCUGUCAUUACAAAGUAAACAGCUUGAAGCAGAUUGUUGAACAAAGUAAAUAAAACCCUGACAAAUAUCUAAAUGUACCACUGCUUACCUUCAGUCCCUCUGAUGAUAAAUGGUCCCUCAGCUAAAUCAAACGCUGCUCGCUCAGUCCUCACAACAGCAGCUGAACUGCUCUGAACUCUGCAUCUACACACAGAUGAUCUAAACUAAUGGAGCCUUAAACCACGCCCCACUUUAUCAUUUUUAUUCUUUAUUGGACAGUUGAUUAAAUAAAGUGGGUUUUAAAGAAGACUGAAAACGACUGAUUUUGACCCUGAAAGUUUCAACUUUAACUGGUUACUGAGGUCACAGAUCUUAUGUCAGUUUCCCCACAGACUUCUGUCAAACGCUGCCACCUUCUGGCUCAUCAGAGAGAAUUUAGGGUUCAAGGCUAAUCAGAAGCUACAUCCUUCUUUUAUAUACAGUCUGUAACUGUCCCUGUGGUCGUUAAUCAGAGACUCGUCUGUCAUUUAUAUUUUUAACCUGGUUGGUUAAGUGCCUCCAAACGGUCCAGCAACAACUUAUUUCAAACUGUCUCCUUCAUUAUUUUUUCUUUAAAGCCUGUUAGUCUUACAAGAUUUUAUUUUACUCUGUUGCUUCUCUGACAGAGAAAAUAAAAUGAAAAUAUCCAAAAGGUUUUGAUUUAAAUUGCAAAGUAUUUGAUGACAAUGAUGUAAUCUGUUAGUGUGUUGGUCCUGUCCUGCAUCAGUCUGAUUAUUACCUCCAGUGUCUUUCUUUUAAAGCCUUUUUAUGUAAAGUUUUGCAUGUUUUUGUUUAUUUCAGUUACCAUGCAGUGUAUCAUUUUCUAAUCAUAGAGCCAUGCAAACAUUUUAUUGUUACAUAUUCAUAUUAUUUUGUAGUGCAGGUGUUGUCGCAGUAUUAAGCUCAAACUGGUCUCUGUGUUUGGGGAGGCUGAUGAAAAUAUAAGUUGUAAAAACUGAGAUUGUUUCUGUGUAAAUGUAUUUUGGUUCAGUUUGUCAACCCACAGUUUUACUCAGAGAAGCAAAUUUAACAAAGUUUAGUUGGAAAAAAUGUUAUUUUUCACAACGCUCUGUUUCUUACUUGGUGUUUUUAUUUAGUUAUCACUUCAUUUCUUGUCUUUAUAUUCAGACUUUAAUCCUUUAGUCUCAUUGUCUGAAAAAAAUCCCAGUUACGUGGAGGACUGUGCUUUGAUUCAACCUUGUUUGAUGUGAAUUUGGCCAGAAUUUGAACUUUGAACUUUCCUUCUGAGUUUAGUGUUUUGAAGCCUUCAGGUCUGUGAGGAGAGCAGUUCCCUCUACACCUCCGACCAGAAUGUUUAAAAAAUAAAAUCGAGGAAUUAAUUUAUUUUUCACUGGUGUUGAUUUCUGAGAACAAUAAAACUGAAGUACAACCAUCA